This is a messenger RNA of Ochlerotatus camptorhynchus, 2243 nucleotides long. RefSeq names its product zinc finger protein weckle-like. The transcript has 2 exons. Gene Ontology annotation, biological process: regulation of transcription by RNA polymerase II. Lineage: Eukaryota; Metazoa; Arthropoda; Insecta; Diptera; Culicidae. Gene Ontology annotation, cellular component: nucleus. The record is from RefSeq and is a predicted model, not a curated record. Bases 117 to 2162 code for a protein of 681 amino acids. Gene Ontology annotation, molecular function: DNA-binding transcription factor activity; RNA polymerase II cis-regulatory region sequence-specific DNA binding; zinc ion binding.
CACUUUUGGCUUCUAUUUUGGUGUAAACAAACCAUUCUAGUGCUUAAACAAUUCGGAUUAAUUUCCCGGUGUUGAUGAUCCUCCGGAGAUGAGCGACCACUACUAGUGACAGCACAAUGGAUAAAUUUAUACAGAAGUGUCUGGUGCCGAACUGCAGUUCAACCACCGAUGCAGUCGAGAUCUGCUUCUUCGAUUUUCCGACCGAUGAUCGCGAAAUGAUACGGGCAUGGAACAAAGCACUGGGAUUCCGUGCCAACUGCAAACAUAUUCCCGAUCCUAAGGUAUGUGAGAAGCACUUUAUGCAGGAGGAAAUCGAUCGGGGUGCGGUUCCAGUGAAACUGAUUUCACCGGAUGCAGUGCCAUUGGUUGGAGUGGUGGCAGCAGUGGCGGUGAAGUUGGAUCCGAAGGAAGGCGAGGAAGGAGAAAGAAGUGGCGGCAGUGUCGGUGCACCAAGUUACUGUAGACUCUGUGCAAAGAUGGAACCGCAGCCGUUGAAGCAUAGCCUGGAGAAGAUGAUGAAGUGCAGUGAUACGGCCAAGCUGCUAGAGAUUUGUUUAGAAUCGAGCCGUGACUACGAGAUGCUUCCCAGCGGGGUUUGUGAUGCGUGUUCUCAUAUGAUGAAGUUCUUGAUAAAGUUUGUGAGAACCUGUAGCGGCGCACAAGGGAAGUUGGUGAAUAUAUUUACCGAGAAGGAGAACGAUAUUGUUGAUAGGGACGAGAAAGAAGAAAGGAAACCGGAAGCUGAGGAAGUGGCUUCGCCUACGAUAAAGAGGGAAGUGGAAGAGACUUCCAGCGAGCUUCUUGCGGAUUAUCUGGUGGUUGGACUUGAGAAGGACGAGAAAAGUCAUGAUGUGAAUUAUAUUAUAAAUGAGGUAACGGAGACAGAUGAUGAAAUGACACCGGUUGGUGUUGAUAGUAAAAAAGAGGAAGGAGAUUUGAAUGUGAAGAUGGAACCGUAUGAAAUGGAAUCUGAUUCGGAUUUUGAAGUGCCAAAGGAUUUCGGAGGUUUCUCCGGGUCGGAUAGUCGCUCUGGAUCCGAUGACGAUGAUGAUGAUGAUGAUGAUGACGAUGAUGACGAAUACGAUCCUGAAGAACAAAUGGUUAAAUCACGAAAACAUAUUUCGGUGAAAUUUGAGGGCGAUGAUAAGGGUGCUGCUCUAGUGGAAGAGAAGCCUAAGAAAAGGCGUGGUCGUCCGAGAAAAGAUGAUCCUCGUCCUUCGAAAGGGGCUCGAAAGCCAAGAGAGAAGCGCGAGAAGGCUACCGACGAUAAACCCGCUUCCCUGUGCAAGCAGAUUUGCCAAAUUUGCGGCAAAAUCCUUUCGAGUAGUGCCACUUUUAACGUGCAUAUGAUGACGCACACCCAGCAGAAGGACAUCGUUUGUCCUAUCUGCGAUCGGCGGUUCUACGUCAAGCAGCAGCUGAAGAUCCACAUAGAAUCGAUUCACGAGAAGAAGGACUUUGUGUGCAACGUCUGCGGGCUUAAGUGCCGCUGGCGGAAAAGUCUUCGAAGGCACAUGCUGCUGCACGAUGAUAACCCCUACAAACACAAGUGCACCUACUGCGACAAAGCAUUUGCUAGGCCCAACCAGCUUCGCUAUCAUGUCAUGAAGCAUACCGGAGAUCGAGUCUACUGUGACAUCUGCGGUGCGGAUUAUAGAUUCAACUACAUGUUAACACAGCAUAAAAUACGCAAACAUGGAAUUGUGGUCGAGGGUGUUCAGCUGUACAAGCAAAGUUCAAGGAAAAAGAAAACCGAAAGUGGAGAGCAUGCAUCAAACCCCAGGCGGAAUCGUGCCGUGGUUGGUCAGCAGCCAGAAGGCCAUCUAGCACCAUCGGUGGAGUUUCCUGUGCAUCCUUCCAUAGCACCGAUAAUACAACAAAUGGCAAUACCCGAACAUGACCGUACUAACCAGAGUGAUCUGACGCACGUGUCGGAUCUGGGAAGUCCCGCUACGACGGCAUCGUUUGCAACAAUUGGCUCUCCCGAACCGCCACAUUUCCCAGUUCACGCACAAUCCCACUCCACAUUGCAUCAACAACAGCAACUACAACAACAACAUCACCAACAACCAUCUCCAAUGAGCGGAUUCAACGGAGCAGCACUGGCCAUGCCGAUGCCCUCUGGAGGGCUUAUCGGGUUUCCAUCGAUGAGUAGGCAAUAGAAUAUCAAUAUUUAAGCGCGUCGAUUUUUACAUUAUCAAAAAUAAAGUAGAACAACUAGCAUUUAAAACUAUCACAUUGAA